GGGGGCAGUGUGUAGUGGGAAAAAUAUGUAGGAAAGUAAUAAAAAAUAAAUGAAUAUGCCUCGUCACAAUCGUUUGCUGCGUUUCCAGAAGAAAAUAUAGUACAAGUGCAUCAAAUUUCUCCGUGCAGGAAACUGUAAUUGUUACUUCCAUGCAUAUCAUUUAUUUACCGAAGAAAUCGUGAGAUAUCCUUGACUGAAAGAAUUUUUUAGUGAAUUACAUUUCGCUCCACGGUUACGUUCCGGACAAUAAAAUUGGCCGAACUUUUCUAGAUAAUUUUUCCUCAACUUUCCUAUGCGUAUCAGUUUAUACAUAUUACGAUGAGCUCAAAGCCAGUUCCCUCCAAGCCAAAAGCUAGUCAACUGUGGGUAUUGCAUAUCAAGUUGAAACCUAACGUGGUUUUACCUGCUGUGUACGCCUAUUGUAAUGGAGCCAAAGGUGGUUUAUACAAAGCGAUUCUGGCAAGGCUAGUGGAACUAGCACCCGGUUUGAAACACAAUCUGCAUACAAUUGUCACAGAUUUUGAAGCAGCCGAGAUGAACGCGAUCCGCAGUGUCUUCCCUACGGUUCGCUUGAGGUGCUGCUGGUUUCACUACACUCAGGCAGUAGCAAGUUAUUGGUACGAUUUAAAACUGGAGGACGCUCCUCAGAUGAUCCUUUUUUUCACAUGGGCCUUGGCCUUGGCACCCCCCGAAAAAUUUCAGGAAGGUCUUGGGAUAAUUUACAGCCGGAUCCUGCUUCAUUCCGAGAAAUUCCCCAAUCUACUGAAGUUUCACGCUUACCUUCAGCGUCAAUGGUUACCUAAAGCAGUUCUGGUGUGUGUCUUUGAAGAAGAUGAUCGAACCAACAAUUCAGCAGAAGCGUUCAAUCGCCAUCUGACUGAUGAACUUGGAGGCCGUAAGCCAACUCUUUGAACUCUUUUCUUCAAUUUCAAGCAAUACAUCGAUCAGACUGAUGCAAAGUUGACUCGUAUUCAACACAAUAUUAAAAGUACCAAGACGUAUACUACGCAGAAGCAACGAGAAGAUAACGAGAGAAUCAGAGAAUGCCAAAGAAAAUUAUCUAAUGGAGAAUUGGAUAUGGAGCAAUUCUUUUUCGACAUAAUUACUGAGGAAAGACAGCAAGAAAUAUUGACAGAAAUGGAAUCCUUAAUAGCAAUUGUUCCAGUGGAACCACAUGAGUUGGCUAGUAACGAGAUGUUGCUCUAUGCAGAGAAUUUCAAACCAGAGCCUAUAGAAGCAGGUUUCUCGAUGCUGUCCUGCCCAAGAGUCCGACCCCCACAGACAGAUGAAAUCAAGAAAGCACCUCCUACCUAUGUUGUUCAACAUAUCAAAGGGCGAGAUGUGAAUAAAGCUGUUCAGAGUCUAGCAAAUGAUAGGCUGGAGCAAUAUGUGUCAUUGGUUCCAGAAACAGAAGAAUAUGGCACUGAGAAAAGUAGUCGUGGUACGAGAGCGGGAAGAGGAUGUGAAAGAAGGGGAAAGGGUUCCAGGGGAUGCCAUGUGCCUCUCAAGAAGAAUGUGCCCAGUAUUAACGGUGCUGAAGGGAAUGGGACAAGCUUCAAAGUCACACGGCGAAGAGGUUCGAGAAAACGCCGUGUGCCGCCCACGCCGACGGUCACAAGUAAUAGUGGUACUGAGAAGAAUGCCACCAUCACAAAGUUCCCACUGAAGAGUCACCUAAUUGCGAUAGAAGGUCAAACACUGCAUACAGCACAAAGUUCCCCUCAACUCCAGGAGACCGUUCUUGAUGAGGACAACUCAUUAGCCAAAAGAGCGAAAAUGGAAGAGGGUAGCCACGAAGACCAAAGAGUAGAUCUUUUAGAUGUAGAGCUCCCUCUUGACGAUGAAGGGAUAGUUGAUCUGCAAGUCUUAGACUGGGAUCUACUGGCAGGUGCCGAAGAUUCGUUGAAUGUAGAAGAGUAAGAAGUAUGAUAGAGGCGUACAAUGUACAGGGAUCGAAAAUAAAAAAAAUUCGAUGAUA
Molecule: messenger RNA, 1978 nt
Organism: Diachasma alloeum
Lineage: Eukaryota; Metazoa; Arthropoda; Insecta; Hymenoptera; Braconidae
Exons: 12
Source: RefSeq, a predicted model, not a curated record